Astyanax mexicanus (Mexican tetra) is the source of this 5354-nucleotide messenger RNA. RefSeq lists its product as uncharacterized. NCBI's taxonomy places the organism in Eukaryota, Metazoa, Chordata, Actinopteri, Characiformes, Acestrorhamphidae. The record is from RefSeq and is a predicted model, not a curated record. The transcript is spliced from 15 exons. Gene Ontology annotation, molecular function: protein binding; zinc ion binding. The coding region runs from base 1 to 5091 and encodes 1696 amino acids.
AUGGAUUUUAUUAAUUACAGUGAGCUAUCGGCCUCUUUGCUGACAGAGGACCACUUCAGAUGUCCAGUGUGUUCAGAUGUGCUGAAGGAGCCGGUCUCCAUCCCCUGUGGACACAGUUACUGUAAGACCUGCAUCCAGACCUACUGGAACAAACCAACCCAUGAAGGAAGCUACUCCUGCCCUCAGUGUAGGAAGAGAUUUAGAACUCGUCCUGCACUGAACCCAAACUCAGCUCUGGCUACAGUGGUGCAGAAACUGCAGCUGGCCGGCUUCAGUCCUGCUCUUCCUGCUCACUGCUACGCUGGACCUGGAGAUGUGUCCUGUGAUUUCUGCACUGGGAGAAAGCUCAGAGCAGUGAAGUCCUGUCUGACCUGUGCUGCAUCUUACUGUGAAACCCACGUGAAGCAGCACUACACUGUAGCAGCUCUGCAGAGACACAGACUGGUGGAGGCGACUGGAGAUCUGGAACAGAGACUCUGCAAGCUUCACCAAAGAGCUCUGGAGGUUUUCUGCAAAACUGACCAGAUCUUUAUAUGUUUUAUCUGUACGAUGGAGGACCACAAAGGACAUGAGACUGUCCUGUCUAAAAGUAAAGAUUCUGCUGUUGAGAUACCAAAAAAUCAGCAGGAUGGCAAUCCAGUCCCUGAUACAAAGCAGCCUGAAGAUGGUAAAUCCUGCUUAAUCUCUGGUAACUCAUUUGGAGAAAGCAAGAUGGAGCAACAGUUAAUGCAGCUCCUUAAAGAACUUACAGCAAGGACUGAGAGAGCUGAGAAUGAGCUGGAUUGUUUGGCAGAACGAUUCUGUAAAGAAGACUUUGUUGAGGUUGCUGCACUUGGUCGUUCAUUGGACCUUGGAAUGUUGUACGACUGCCACACUGAUUCUUCUGGCUCAGGUGUUUUUCUGUGGGAUGAGGAGUCACUAUCAACUAUGAGAUUGUCUCUCCCUCGACCACACACAGAUGUGAGGAUAUUAGAAGGAAAGUCUCUGCAGGACCGACUCCGAGCUCUGGACCUGACCACUGCUGUUAGAGCUAGUGUUGUAUCAGGUCUGGUGAAAGUGUCUGGAGCUGCUGCCUUUCUGAAACACCCCACAAAAUCCCAGCUGCAGGACAGAGUCACUGUACACUACAGAGCCACAACCAGACUGGACAUGCUCAGUCACAGACUGCUACACAGUGAAGCUCCUCUCUCACUGACCAAUCAGAACUCAGCAACACAUGUGGUUGUAGCUGUGCUGUACGGAGCCCAAGCGUAUUUUGUCCUGGAUGAGAAGAAUGAACGUAGUGAGGGAAGUGGUAAACUGAAAGAUGAGAUUAAGAGAAAUGUAGAAUCCCAGAAUGUUAACGAAUUACUCCUGAAUCUCGAACAAGCAGACUGCUUCUGUGAAUGUGAUCUCUAUGCAUUUGGAGAGGAUUUCAAUACUUCAGUGCAUUUUAUAACUGCUGUGAAACAGUUAAGGUCACUGCAUGAGUUAUUAGAACCUGAUAGUGAGAGAGCGGUUCCUCUGAAAGUUUGGCUUUACCCUCUGAAGAAUCUGAAAACAACGUCUGCUUGUGUAGUUGGAAACAUCAGUGAAGACUUACUGAACAGUGCAGUUGAUGUUUUCGAGCAUCUAGAGAAGAACAUCAGCAUUAGUCAGGACAUGAUGUCCAUAUACUCGAGUCUUGGAGUACCUACAUGGUAUCCAGGUUUGAAAGAGGCUCUUUUUGAGUUUUCUUUACUUCUGCAGAAGUACCAGUCAGUGUUUCAGAAAAAACUGGCCUCCUACGUUAGGGCCGUACGAGAGAGAGGAGAAGAAGGAGAGAAGAAUUUGCAAGAUCUGUUGAAGACGAAUGCACAAUCGCCAUUCAGCCCACAAAACUUGCAUCACUGGCUUCUGAAUGAAGACGCCAAAGUUGUAGCUCUGAAUGAUUGCAGAUCUGCAAACAUCACUAUUCUGAAAUCACAGGAAGAAUUACAGCAGGUGAUUGAAGAUUCACAAGAAGACGCAGUGUUAUGCUUCACUCUCUCAUCACUAGAGGCUGAAGAUCCAUUUCUUUCAGCUCUGAAGCAGCACAUUAAAGCAGCACAGGAGGUGCAGUCUCCAUUCAGGAUUCCAGAAAUCGGUCAGAAAAUUCUCAAUGACCUGCAUUUAUUUCUGUCCUGCAGGGAGAAAAAUUUUGAUUCCUUGCAAACUAAGUUUGUUGCUGCUUCUGUUCCUCAGCCUGGUUUUCCUGGAUAUUCUGUACGGCUUUACCAGUUUGGUAGAGUUGUGAGCUACAAUGUAAAACUUGACUUAAAGCCAAAGGAUCCAGAAAUAACCAUCACAAAACCAACAUGUGUUUCCCUGAGACUGCACAGAUCAGAGUUCUGUGCUGUUCAGUGGUACAGGGUGGAGUACAGAGCCGUGAUCUGCAGAGGAAACAGUGCUGUUUGUUUGAAAUGGAGUGAUACUGAUAUUUAUAGUGUUGGAGAAGGUUCUGUUAUUUGGGGUCUAAAACCAGACACACAGUACCAGCUCAGAUAUGCUGUGGUGGACAGUAACAGCAUGAGUGAUUACAGCAGAAUCACAGAGUUCCAGACACUUCCUAGAGCCAGACCUGGACAGCCUACAAUUCUCAACCAGAAUUCAGACUCUCUCACUGUUGGCUGGCAGAGUCCUGAAGCUGAUGGGGUCUCUCCUGUUCUCCACUACAUGGUGGAGUAUAUGGAAGCUGGUCUGGAGGGCUGGCAGUCUGUUCUAACAAAGGGUCCUGAGAGUAAAUAUACCAUAACCCAUCCCUACAGCACCUGCUACAGAGUCAGAGUCUCUGCUGUCUACAGAGAAGGAGACACCAGUGAACCCAGUGAGGAAAAAGAAGUUACCCUAAAGACCUGGAACGUAGACCUGAGAAGGAGAAAUGCUUCUCUCUUACUAGAAGUGCUGAAACUCCAAACAGAGAAGAAACCAGUAGUGCUGAGAGGCUGCUCAGAUGAAGAGAGUGAAGUGAGGAGUUUCCUUCAGUGUCUGCCCUUCAUCUCCCAGCUGAGAAUUGGUUUUGGGUCUGACAUCAGAAUGUUUCUGGAUCUGUUGAUUAAAGCAGCAGAGUGUGAGAGACAGACAGGAGAGAAAACACUGGAGCUGUUAAUAUCAGUGUGCUCUUACAGCUCUUUUCCUUAUGGAGGCACUGACCACUCUGAUCAGAGUGAACUCCUGCUGGAUCUGUUCUCUCAUGUGAAGAAGUAUGAGACUGAAACAGGCAGGACGAUUCUUCCAGCAUUACAACCAGUUUACCAGUCAGCUCCUGCAGUCUGGAGAAUAAACCUCUCAGAGAGAAAGAGCUCCCUCUUCCUAGAAGUGCUGAAACUCCAAACAGAGAAGAAACCAGUAGAACUGAGAGGCUGCUCAGAUGAAGAGAGUGAAGUGAGGAGUUUCCUUCAGUGUCUGCCCUUCAUCUCCCAGCUGAGAGGAGCUGAGAAGUUUGUCCCCGUACUGUGUAAACAUGUUCAGUCAGUAGAGGAAGCAAAGCAGGCGACUCUCCUGCUUCAGGCUCUGGACUUUUCUCUCACUCUGGAAGGAAUGUUCCCCACUUCCAGCUGCAGAGCUGUGGGGAGAGUGCUCCGUCUCUCAGACUCCAAACUUAACCUCACUCUGAACCCACAAUCCAUCUCUCUCAGAGGAACCAGACUUCUCUUCAGACACGUCACACACCUGCGUACUCUCAGGCUGAGUGCUGGUAUGGUGCUGAAAGUGGAGAGAGCUCUGAGAGCAGUAAGAUUUUCUGCUCCAGUGAUAAUUAAGGAGCUUUCACUCAUUCACAGCAAAACAAAGUGGACAGAAGAGAAACUGUCCAAGAUUCUGAGCGGCUUAGCUUCUCUCCUGAGACUUUGUGAUGUCCAGUGUCUGAACCUGACUGAGCACAGGAUGGAGCCUCAGUCCCUCACUGUCCUGCUGUGUCACCAGGACCCUCUCACCAUCAGAUUGUCCAAAGAGACACUCCAGCAGCUGGUGGUCAUGGUGUAUAAUACUGAGGAGGAGGAGUUUACUCACAGUUUCCUGCAGAAAGUGGGUGGAGAUCUGGAGUCCUGCUCUCUGAACUGGGAAAUGGUUCAGUAUUUCCUGCAGUAUCACAGUCUCACUGUGGACUUUAGGAGGAGCAGCAUUAAGCAGCAGAACAUCAGAGAACUUGUAACUGUGCUGGACAAAGUUCAGCUCAGAAGGUUGAGCCCCAGUGUUCUGCUGUCCAUCAUCAGAGAGAUCUAUGAGACUGGCUCUUUUCACUGUGUGUCCAGCCUGUUGAAAAUAACACAGAACUGCAUUAAUCUGAACAGCAGAGAGCUGGACUCUGUCCACUGUGCUGCCCUGUGCUUCAUCCUCCAGCACAGCAGCACUGCAGUCUCCCUCAGCCUGCUGUGGACCUCCAUACCAGAGGGGGAGCUAGAGAACAUUGUGCCCCUACUAAUCCACGUCUCAAACCUCAGUGUGGACAGGCUGUUGUUGCUGAGGCUGCUUCACUGCUGCAGUGUGUCUGAGCUCCAGCAGGGAGCAGCAGCAGCUCUAAUCUCAGCUCUUCAGCACAGACUGGACUUCUCCUGCAGCUCCACUCUGGACCUUACAGAACACACACAGACACACACUCUGAGCUCUGAGGACUGCAGAGUCAUCUCCACUGUCAUCCAGAGAGCUUCCACACACACUCAGCUCAUCCUGCAGGACUGUGAAAUAGAGGAGGCUGGAGUGGAGCAGCUCUUCAGCGUUUUACACACAGUCAGACUGCACUGCAGUAAAGCUCUGCUGCUUCAGUUCCUCACUCUUGUCCGUGUGGAGAGUGAGCUGGAGUGUGUGAUGCGUGCUGCAUCCCUCUCUCAAGCUCUGAGUAAAAAACUGGACCUCAGUCAGACCCAGCUGGACCUGCAGGCGUGUAGGACGCUGGCGCUGUUUCUGGAACAUUCAGAAGGACUGUCAGAACUGGACCUCAGCCACUGUCAGAUCACUGACCACUGCCUGGAGCUGCUGCUUCCACACCUGCACAAAACCUGCAUACUGGACCUCAGCCACAAUGACAUCACUGAUGUCUCAGCAAAGAGAAUCUACGAUAUUUUCUCUGGUAACAUCAGCAUUCAGACUGUCUGACUCUUCAACAACAGAAUCACAGACAGACAGCUCUUCCUCUCAGACCAGCACUUUGAGAUCUGGUGAUGCUAAAAUAUUAUCAUCACACAUCACACAAAAACUCUGUGUAUCGACUGUAUAUUAUGUUAUGUUAUAAAAUAUAUUAUGUUAAAUAUAUUAUGAUAUAAAAUAUGUAAUGCUCACAAAAUAUAUUUUUUCUGAUCUUUUCAGAUUAUUUUAACUGUAUUUUGGUUUAUUUGCCUCUGUUGUAAUGUAAAAUCCCA